GUUCAAAAGCACCAGCCAGACCAGAGCAAUAAUAAAUAAAAAUACCUUCCCCCUCAAACGGUAUAGAAAGGAACACGGAGACCAGUCGCGCCACUUCGUCGCUGUUUUUGCUCCUGAAAGGCCACAUUAUUAGAAGUCGGGAAUACUUACUAGGAACCAGAAGAUGAUUGGAUGAUUUGCGAUGGAGAAGAUGAAAUUUGGUGUCUUUAAAAGGCCUUAGAGAAGAGAACAAGUGGAGGAGGCGAAGAAUCUCAAGUGGUUCUCGUUUUUUUUUGUGUGUGCAGCGUACAUAUUGGUGUUUAGUUUGGUAUUAUGAUAAAGUAGAAGAAUAUUGUACCACGUAAGUUGAAAGUGCUCUUGAAGGCGUUGUUUUUAGUCGAAGGAAUCUAAUCCGUGAAAAAGUGCCAGUCAGUCAGCAAAGCAAUAUUAUUGUUACACCUUCCGAAUCCGAGAAGAAUCGACGUUGGAGGCAAGCACAAGAGGCGGCGCCAUAUAGGCGAACGUGCGUGUGGGUGUCACUCUGCGAUCGCGUUUGUGUUUCUCGCAUUUGCUUAAGAUUGUAGUGGGUGGAAAUCCCUCAGUUCGCAGAACCACCGGAGAACCAGAUACAUAAAUUUAGAGAGAAUCUCAGUGUGUACAGUUUUAUUUUUCUACGAAACACAAAAAAAAAAAGUUGAGCCGGAUGCUAGUAUCGUAAAAGGACCCUGAUCAGAAGAAAAUGCGUGUGGUGGUAUCGAUCGAGUUUUGCCAGUAACUACCUUACAUAGUAUAGCUUGAAACUUAUCGCCGAGCAGACGCCGGAGUGCGGAAUAGUGCAAAGCUGGCGGUCGAACCGGAAAUAGCGACGGCGUCGCCGGAGGAGGCGACGGGGGUCGUUGCGGAGGAGUCGGUGGCGUUGCAGGCCAACGCAACAGCAACAGCGGCGACGAUGGAUGAAACAGAACCACUCAACUCGCCCGGGAUAAAUGCGGCCUCCUUCGCAGACAGCAUGUCCAACCUGAGCGACAUCUCGGCCAACACGGCCAUCCUCAACAACAAUGCCGCUGGCAAUGCUGCUGCAGGUGUCGGCAACAGUGCCACCGGUUCCCAGUCCGGGUCCGGAAACCGACCACGGAUGGACAUUGCCUGCGUCAUCGAUACGUGCUACGCCCAGCGGAAGAUGGCAUUUGAAGAAUUGAAACUGGCCUGCAUUCAGGCCUGUGCCAAUUUGCAGUUGCUAGAGUUUGAAAAGCUGGACUUUGGGGAACUGAAUACGGUGGACAGUUUCUACAGUGCGGAUGUGGCAGUUGUGGAUCUGAGUGUGCAAGCUCAGCAGAGUACGCUGAGCUAUCACCUGGGGGUGCGGGAGAGCUUCGAGAUGAAGGAGAAUAUUGUUAUCUAUAAUGAUGUGAAGAGUGAGGCUACGCUGAGGAUGAAGAGCUCGUGUGGGAAUUACACAUUUCUGCCUUAUCGGGCGGUAGAGGGCGUCGGGUGCGUAGUGACCAAUCCAGGAAUGGUUGGCUACCUGGAGGAGGUGGAUGUGAAAAUUGGGCUGCUCAGUAGACUGAGAAAGAUCUUCCAGGAUGUUGAGAUUCAAUCGAAAGCACAUCUGAGGGAAAAGUUUUUGGCAGAUCUGAGAAGUUUGAGGGACCAGUACGCGGGGAAUGUUGAAGAACUGCAGAAAAUGCUGAGGAACAUGCGAAAGAGGCUGGACGAUCCGCAUGUCCUGUCGAAGGAGAUCGUUCAAACCUACAUGCUGUCGUUGCGGGACGUCCAGGAUUAUGAUGCCAUGGUCCAGCUGGUUGAUGAUCUGCAGACGGUUCCGAACAAGCAGAACUAUAUCAAUACGGGAAACAUGAACUACCUGUAUGCCUUCGCGCUGAACAGAAGGAACAAAGAAGGUGAUCGCGACAAAGCAUUGACUUGUUGUACGAAAGCCUUGGAGAAAAAGGAGAACCACUUCCCCGAUAUGCUGUGCCUCUGUGGAAGGAUCUACAAAGAUAUAUUUGUAGAGUCGAAUCGAACCGACAUGGAGUCGUUGAAUAAUGCAAUCACCUGGUAUCGGAAGAGUUUCGAGAUCCAAUCGAACGAAUUUGCCGGUAUCAAUCUGGCAACUCUGCUGGUAAUCGAAGGGAAAGAUUUUUCCGACUCCGAACUACAGCACAUUGGGAUGAUGCUGAAUAAUCUAAUCGGUAAGAAAGGUUCCCUAUCGUCCAUCAAAGACUACUGGAACGUGGCGACGUUCUUCGAGAUCUCGGUACUGGCCGAAAACUACGCCAAAGCCAUCCAGGCAGCCGAAUGCAUGUUCCGGCUGAAGCCCCCCAAAUGGUAUCUCAAAUCGACCAUUGGAAACAUCACACUGAUCGACUGCUCUCGACGAAAGUCCGAAGAAUCACUAGCCUCGAUCGAGCAGCAGAUCUUUCAGUUCUGGAUGGAGUUUUUUAUGGAAGCUACUAAUGCCGAACCGUCCUCGACCGUUCGUUUCCCCAUAUUGAUUCAGGAAACCCAAAAAGUCCUAUUCCCCUCGUACGUCUCGAUUCACAUGGAUGCGGAGCAGAAAUCGAUCGACAUCAUCAACAUCUGCCAACAGCAUGAAAAGGACAAGUGCCGCAAGGUUCACAACUUCAACUUCCUUGCCUGCCAGAUCAAGUCGGUUAGCUUGUACAAGCGGGACGAGCGAUGUGCCUUCCUGUACGUGCAGCAGAACUCGGACGAUUUUCAGAUGUACUUCCCAUCGGUACAGUGUCGGCAGCAAUUCUACGAUCUCAUCCUGCAGAUGACCGCGGAUCAAGGUUCUGGUUUCAUUGAUCUAUCUACGGAAACCAUGAGCGAUGAGAUCAAGUACGAGUACGAGCUGGACGAUCAGUCGAGAAGGAUCGUACUGGGUCGUGGUUCGUACGGAACGGUCUACGCGGCGAGGGAUCUCAAUACACAGGUUAAGAUUGCGGUUAAGGAAGUGCCGGAAAAGUACAGUCACGAGGUGCAACCGCUGCACGAAGAAAUCAAGCUUCAUUCGCAGUUGCGUCAUCGGAAUAUUGUGCAGUACUGGGGAUCUAAAUCGGAGGAUAACUACUUUAAGAUCUUCAUGGAGCAAGUCCCGGGAGGAUCGCUCUCUGCAUUGCUAUCAUCUAAGUGGGGACCGCUAAAAGACAACGAGGCUACCAUUGCAUUCUACUCGAAGCAGAUCUUGGAGGGAUUGAAGUACCUUCACGAGCAGAAGAUCGUCCACAGGGAUAUCAAAGGGGAUAACGUACUGGUCAACACGUACAGUGGAGUGGUCAAGAUAUCCGACUUUGGAACUUCGAAACGCUUGGCCGGAAUCAACCCGGUGACGGAAACCUUCACCGGAACGCUGCAGUACAUGGCACCGGAGGUGAUAGAUCAAGGCGUUCGAGGCUACGGACCGGCGGCAGACAUUUGGUCCUUUGGGUGUACCGUCGUUGAGAUGGCUACCGGAAAGCCCCCGUUCGUGGAGCUUGGAUCUCCGCAGGCAGCCAUGUUCAAAGUGGGCUUCUACAAAAAACACACGGAUAUACCAGCGGAACUUUCGCCCAUUGCGAGGAACUUCAUCAAACGGUGCUUCGAGGUGGAUGUUGACAAGCGAGCCACGGCUGUCGAAUUGCUGGACGAUCCAUUCCUAUCAGAUAAACACAAGAAGAUGCGGGCCUCGAUCAGUAUCCCUCCAACAACGACACCCGUGGCCGAAUUUUCCCGUAGCGUUAGCAUGCCGGCAGAUCGUCAUGUUAGCAACACUCUUGCCUCUCAACAAAGCUCAAUUAGCUGCAAUACUCCAAGCAUCAAUUCGGAAACUGACUGCACACCACCGACAUUCACCAGAUCAGCCACGAUCCGGAAGAACAAACAUCUCGCCCAUCUGACGCCGAUCCAAAUGCCAAACCAUGUCAGUAGCAUUGGGAAUCUUGCCGAAACGCCGUCGUUGGAGAUUGAAUCGAUCGAACCACCACCGGCCGGAUUUCAGCUGAAUCGAAGGAGUUCAUCCGGAGGACUGCUAUCGCCUGAGGUGGACCUCCCGUCAACAUCCAGCAAGUCUCCGCUGCUCGCCGGCGAAGCCAACGAAAGUGACGGAUUUUACCUGCUCAAAAAAGACUCCCAACGCCGUGCCACGCUGCAUAGGGUGCUCGAACACGACGAGCGCAAGAUCUGCCAGGUGUGGAUGGAAAAAAUCGUCUCGGACCGAAAGGAGGCCGUCGUUAUUACUCAAUCCCACCUGGAGACGCUCAUUAAGGUACUGCGGACUUACAUCACCGAGCAGAAGAAGGAACACCUGGAAACAGCCAUCAGCGGGCUGAAGAAGAACCUUGACUUCGAUUCGACGGCGAUCGAUCAUCUACAUCUGGCGAUGUACUCGUUUCAGGACGCGGUCAAUGCAGUGCUGCGAUCGCACAACAUCAAGCCGCAUUGGAUGUUUGCGCUGGAUAAUUUAGUUAAGAGCUCCGUGCAGGCCGCGAUCAUGGUGCUGUCGCCUGAACUGGGUCGGAAUCUAGCCGGGCAUGGUCACAACGACGAGGAUGACGAUGAUGACGACGGAGACAAUGCCCAUCAUCGAGGUAGAGUGGCUAGAGAUGGAAUCGAUGACGACGACGACGAUGAUGACGGUGAAUUGUCCACGUCGGGAGUGGGGACCGUCAACUCGGUUACGGUGGCAAAACCUACGAAACUGAGUCGCACCAAGGUGGUUAACGAUCAAAUUACCGCUCUGCGAGCGGAGAACCUAAGACUGAUGGAAGAUCUGUACGAAUCUCACAAAAUGUAUCAUGGAGUUUUCAAGACAGCCCUCGAGGGACAAUCUACGAAUGCGGAUAUGGUCCGAGCGCUGGCGUCCCAGCUGGUGUCGGUGGCUAGUCGGCAGGAUCGCAGUUCGCUAGGAUAUGCUAGUGAUUUGGCAGAAAGUCCUGGCAUUACAGACGAAGUUGAUUCUGCUAACAACAACUUCUUGAAGCCAGAUGUGCCCGCCAGACACCAGCAGUCGGUACGACCUGGAUUGGACCGGAGAACACCGGUUAGGGUGGCCCCGUAUGAUGGGACUCAUGAUGCAAUGGCUACUGGCAGCCAACCGGAUUCCCGAUUGGAUGAGUGGCUGAUUCAGCACGAAUUCAGUGCCCACGUGCGAAACAUAAUUCACUUCGAGGAGUUUAGCUACGAAGACUUUAUCUACGCAAUGGAUCAGGAGGACCUACGGAGGAUAGGACUGAGAGUCGGUACCGAGGUACGCCUUUGGCGUGCAAUCCGAGCCCACCGUCAGCGCUUUCCGCAGUCGCCAAAUCUCUCUCCUCCGUCGCAUUCCUCCUCCUCGCUGGCAACGGUUCUCCACGCCAAUGGUGUCGUAGGUGAACCAUUGCUGAAACCGAUCUCCACCUCCAAUAGCUACGACUCAACCCAUUCAGCGUGUACGACCGCUUCGUCGGAGUACGAAUCGUGCAAUGGGAUUGAUUCGUCCUGAAGGAAGCGCACACACUCCAGUAGCGCUGGAAGUAACACUAGCAAUAGCAAGCGCAGCAAGCUUAACCAUGAGGCAAUCAACCAGUGAAGCAGAUAGAACAGAAUCACAAUACUACUUGUAAGAAAAGUGUUAGGCUAUAAGGUAAGAAAGUUAUUUCCCCUCAUUAUCUCAAUUUACACGGAACAAAAGUUCUCUCUUUCUCUUGAGUGGAGAAUAUUCAUCGUUAUAAACCUCCCGGACCUGUACGAAGUGACUUCUUCGUACAUAGGGCCCAUAGCAGUUAAGUCGUUUUUAAAACGUAGGUGUUAAGGAAAAGUGCGCAAAAUUGUCCAACCGUCGUGUAAACGUCGAUCAUUGUGUUAGAAACGUUUGGCGCUUUGUAAAAGUGCUGUUUCACGUUCUCUCUCUCUUUACCAUUUUGUUUUUCGCUGUUUAGGUCUGAGAUAAAAUAUGUUAUCUUAAAACAAAAAUUUUUGUUUUGCUGUUCCAAAUUGUUAGGAUAUUUCGUUGUUUUUCGUUUUCGUAUCAAAAUUGUUGAUAUUAUUAGUAGAGGAAGAUAACAUAGUGGGCAAACGUUUUGCAGCCAUGGUUAUUUGAGUGAUUGCCAUAUUUACAUUGAUAGUUGCCUAAGCCCAGUUAGGAUGCAAAGUAGCGUUUACCUACAAUAAAUUGUGUUCCCAAUUUAGAGAACAAUGUGUAAGCUUCGUUAAAC
This is a messenger RNA of Ochlerotatus camptorhynchus, 6152 nucleotides long. It is a transcript of the gene Ask1, whose product is annotated as apoptotic signal-regulating kinase 1. The coding region runs from base 929 to 5440 and encodes 1503 amino acids. The record is from RefSeq and is a predicted model, not a curated record. Gene Ontology annotation, molecular function: ATP binding; protein binding; protein kinase activity. Gene Ontology annotation, biological process: protein phosphorylation; MAPK cascade. The transcript is spliced from 9 exons. NCBI's taxonomy places the organism in Eukaryota, Metazoa, Arthropoda, Insecta, Diptera, Culicidae.